Platichthys flesus (European flounder) is the source of this 1614-nucleotide messenger RNA. Its product is annotated as protein C1orf43 homolog. The transcript is spliced from 7 exons. Bases 311 to 1072 code for a protein of 253 amino acids. NCBI's taxonomy places the organism in Eukaryota, Metazoa, Chordata, Actinopteri, Pleuronectiformes, Pleuronectidae. The record is from RefSeq and is a predicted model, not a curated record. Gene Ontology annotation, biological process: phagocytosis.
GGACCGUCGUAAAUGAGCUGCAACUGUCGUUACUCUCGGAGCUAGCACAAGCUAAACUGCGUAAUUUCACGCAAGAUGUCGACGAGCGUGAACAGGAACAUUAGUCCAGUCACCGCGUAGUUAUUUAUCUGUUUAAGACAAUCCUCUCAAAGCUGCGGUGGGAACAACAGCGUCUCUUCUGCGCUACAGGAAGUGUAUUAUUAAAAUGAACCGACUGUUAGCUACGAGGCUAACCGAGCAGCACAGCGUUGAGCGUGUUUGCUAGCGAGCUCAUCGACCUGUGGAUGAAGUGAACACACUGACAGCCAACAUGGCCGAGUCGGCCCCUCUCUCGGGGGUUAAUGUCGUUUUGGUCAUGGCCUAUGGAAGUCUGGUGUUUGUGUUGUUGUUUAUCUUCGUCAAGAGGCAAAUCAUGCGGUUUGCAAUGAGAUCCCGGCGGGGACCCCACGCACCCAUCGGCCACAACGCACCCAAGGGUCUGAAGGAGAAGAUCGACUCCAGGCUCUCCAAAGUGCAGGAGAUCUGCUUCGAGCCUCGUCUCCUGUCGGAAGAAGAUGACAGACUGAAGCAGGGAUUACAGAUCAGCUGCUACAACUACCUGUUCAGAAUGAAAGCGCUGGAUGCCAUCCGUGACUCAGGAAUUCCUCUGCAGGAGAUAAGCCGCAGUCCCAGUGCGUUUACAGGACGCAACUUCAGGAGCUGGCUGCUGGAGCUGCGCAACUCCCACUCUCUGAUAAAGAGCAGCCACAGCGCGCUGAUCGACCGCCUGCUCGAGGGCUACGACAGCGCUCGCCACGGAACUGGGGUGUUUGGGGAAGCCGAGUUUCUGGAAUACCAGCAGGCUCUUGACGAACUCACGGAUGUGGUGAAGGCCUAUUCCAGCACCACCAGUCUGGACCAGCAUCACCAGUCGGCAGCCAAGGACCUGACGGGGUCUCCCGUUCGCAGCACCCCCUCCACCAUCCAGGUCACCUACCUGCCCUCCACCGGCCAGCGCAGCAAGAGGCCCAAACACUUCCUGGAGCUCAAAAGCUUCAAAGACAAUUACAACACGCUGGAGAGCACGUUGUGAGACACGCUGGUGUGGUGUGUGAGCUCAAUGGUGACACAGCCUACUGGGAAGCAAGUACUGGGAACAGACUCUAACUUUAGUUUUAAAAGUGAGCUGUGGUAUUUUCAAAGCUUCCCCACAAUCCUACAAUGAGGUCUGAACGACAAAAAUACUUUUUUCAGAAAAAUAUGUCAAGUCAAACAAUUGUUCAAAUCUUGCAGUCACAAGAUUUACUUCCUCUCAUUGUGAUGAUGCACGCGUUACACCAAAGUCUUUUAUUUUGGAACUGAUGAGUGUGUGCAGAGGACAAACAUGAUUGUAGCUCACAUGGCAAGAUUUUCAUUGUCACUUUUGUAGAAAAUACAAAUCACCUGGAUUCAUUUGUAUUUGUAUUUUUCAUCAACAGCCCAACUGUAAAAAAUGAAUGUACCAUUUGUUGUGUUUUUGGACAUGUAAGAUAUAUAUAUGGACGGGUAUUUAAUUGAUACUGUGUGAUUUUUGUAUUUAUGUGAGGUUGUUUACUUUGUGGUUUGAGAUAAAAAAAACAAAACAUCUUAAAUACA